AUGGUGAACUCGCUGCUGUUCGGGGAGAUGACCUUGGCCUUCGGCUGCCCGCCGGGCGGCGGCGGCGGGGGCUGCCCGGGAGGCGGCGGCGGCGGCGGCGGCGGCGGCGGCGGGGCCGGGCCGGGGCCGUCGCCGGUCACCGCGGCGCUGCGGGACGACCUAGGCUCCAACAUCCACCUCCUGAAGGGGCUCAACGUGCGCUUCCGCUGCUUCCUGGCCAAGGUGCACGAGCUGGAGCGGCGCAACCGGCUGCUGGAGAAGCAGCUGGAGCAGCAGCAGAGCGAGCGCGAGCGGCGGCUGCGCUACAAGACCUUCUCCCGGGAGCAGGCCGUGCAGACCGGGCCCGAGCUGCUGCGGCCGCCCGCGGCCGGCGGCGGCGGCGCGGCGCUGGGCGCCAACGCCAACACCGUGGCCCUGGGCGGCCUGCCCCCCGGCGGCGGCUCGCACCCGCAGCACUACGGCCGCCUGCCCGGGACCAUCUGGAGCUACACGCAGGUGCGGCGCACGGGCGGCGGCGGCGUGGAGACGGUGCAGGGCCCCGGCGUGUCGUGGGUGCACCCCGACGGCGUGGGCGUGCAGAUCGACACCAUCACCCCCGAGAUCCGCGCGCUCUACAACGUGCUGGCCAAGGUGAAGCGGGAGCGCGACGAGUACAAACGGAGGUGGGAGGAGGAGCUUGCCAAGCGCAUGAACCUUCAGACCAUGGUGGACACACUGCAGGAGGCAGCACAGGAAGCCGAGGCCAUCCAGGAGGAGAUGAAUGAGAAGAUCGAGCGGCUCAAGGCUGAGCUAGUGGUGUUCAAGGGGCUCAUGAGUGACCCCAUGACAGACCUGGACACAAAGAUCCAAGAAAAGGCCAUGAAGGUGGACAUGGACAUCUGCCGCCGAAUCGAUAUUACGGCCAAGCUGUGCGAUGUCGCACAGCAGCGGAACUCGGAAGACGUGUCCAAGAUCUUCCAGGUGGUCCCCAAAAAGAAAGAACGCAAAGUGGCUUCGGACGAUGACAUCUCUGAGCAGGACGGGGAGGUGAACCGGUUCUCUGAUGAUGAGGUCGGCUCCAUGAACAUCACAGAUGAGAUGAAACGCAUGUUUAACCAGCUGCGGGAAACCUUUGAUUUUGAUGAUGACUGCGACAGCCUGACGUGGGAAGAGAAUGAAGACACACUUCUGCUCUGGGAAGACUUCACCAACUGUAACCCGACCAUUGACCUGCAGGGCGAGCAAGAGGAAAACCUGGGCAACCUGAUCCACGAGACUGAGUCCUUCUUCAAGACGAGAGACAAGGAGUAUCAGGAAACCAUAGGGCAGAUUGAGCUGGAGCUGGCCACAGCCAAGAGUGACAUGAACCGGCACCUGCACGAGUACAUGGAGAUGUGCAGCAUGAAGAGAGGCCUAGAUGUGCAGAUGGAGACCUGCCGCCGGCUUAUCAAAGGCUCUGCGGACAGGAAUUCACCGUCGCCUAGCUCUGUGGCCAGCAGUGACUCAGGAAGUACAGAUGAGAUCCAAGAUGAGCUGGAGCGGGAGGCAGAUGUGGAGCCCAUGGUCAGCUGAUGAUGGAGGUCCCACACACCUGGUGACGGGGCCAUGCGGGCUCCAGCCUUCACCACACAGACUGUCCACUGUCCUCCCUCCUCAGGAGGCCUCAAGGGACCGCUGCUUCCUUCCUUCUUCACCUUUCACCACCCACCUCCCAUCAGUGCCCCUUCUCCGUCCACUCACCCACCCACGGAAUGGUGCUGUCAAUUUAUAUUGUUCUCCACAUUACAAAUGCAGACUUCUGUGCGACGAUGCCUGUCACUGUGCCUUCUCCCUUAAGCUGAGCCACUUUGAGCUCCAAAGAAUUAUUCCUAGCAGGUGUUUUUAUACAAAAUUCUAAGUGAGGGUGGGGCCUGGGGGCAUGGCAUCAUAUGGUUUUCUACCCUCCCACCUGCUCCUCUGAUUGGCCAUGAGCUUUGCCCUCCCUUUCUCUGACUGGCUCUGUGCUGGAGAUGCUCUGCCUUCCUUAGGAAGGAACUGUUUGCUUGCAGACCUGGGUGGGGGCAUCUCCCAUGUUUUUUCACUCACUGAAGAGAGGAAGGUGGUAGGAGGGGAGGGAAGACCAAUUUUUCUUUUCUUUUUUGGAUCUAGUGGCGAAGUAGAGGGACAAGGCACCGUGAGGGGAAGGUGGAGCCUCACUGUGUUUAAACUACUAUGCAAAAAAAAAAAAAAACCCACAAAAACAAAAACAACCCCCCCCACACACACA
Molecule: messenger RNA, 2245 nt
Organism: Dipodomys ordii (Ord's kangaroo rat)
Lineage: Eukaryota; Metazoa; Chordata; Mammalia; Rodentia; Heteromyidae
Gene: Iffo2
Product: intermediate filament family orphan 2
Exons: 9
Coding region: 1-1551 (516 amino acids)
Source: RefSeq, a predicted model, not a curated record